Molecule: messenger RNA, 710 nt
Organism: Yamadazyma tenuis ATCC 10573
Lineage: Eukaryota; Fungi; Ascomycota; Pichiomycetes; Serinales; Debaryomycetaceae
Source: RefSeq, a predicted model, not a curated record
AACUAACUAAAACACACUAUCAAAUAUGGGUGCCUACAAAUACUUAGAAGAGUUGCAAAGAAAGAAGCAAUCCGAUGUCAUGAGAUUCUUGUACAGAGUCAGAUGUUGGGAAUUCAGACAAAAGAAUGUGAUCCACAGAGCCUCCAAGCCUUCUAGACCUGAAAAGGCCAGAAAGUUGGGUUACAAGGCCAAGCAAGGAUUCGUCAUCUUCAGAAUUAGAGUCAGAAGAGGUAACAGAAAGAGACCUGUCAGAAAGGGUGCCACUUACGGUAAGCCAACCAACGAAGGUGUCUCUCAGUUGAAAUACCAAAGAUCUUUGAGAACCAUUGCUGAAGACAGAGUCGGUAGAAAAGCUGCUAACUUGAGAGUGUUGAACUCUUACUGGGUUAACCAGGACUCCACCUACAAGUACUUUGAAGUCAUUUUGGUGGACCCUCAACACAAGGCCAUCAGAAGAGAUGCCAGAUACAACUGGAUUGCCAACCCAGUGCACAAGCACAGAGAAGCUAGAGGUCUCACCUCCGCUGGUAAGAAGUCCAGAGGUAUCAACAAGGGUCACUUGUACAACAAGACCAAGGCCGGUAGAUACCACACCUGGAAGAAGCACAACACCUUGUCUUUGUGGAGAUACAGAAAGUAAUCUCUGGGUGGAUGAGGUAUGGUUUGCAGAGUAUAUAGAGAUAUUGUUGAAUGCAUGCGACCAGCUGAUA